Messenger RNA from Phaeodactylum tricornutum CCAP 1055/1, 363 nucleotides. RefSeq lists its product with no specific name. The record is from RefSeq and is a predicted model, not a curated record. Gene Ontology annotation, cellular component: nucleolus. Gene Ontology annotation, molecular function: RNA binding. Gene Ontology annotation, biological process: RNA processing. The annotation marks the transcript as partial. The transcript has a single exon. Lineage: Eukaryota; Bacillariophyta; Bacillariophyceae; Surirellales; Neidiaceae.
AAGCGAGUCAUUACGAACGAUGCUGGUAGCAAUUGGUUUAACAUGAAGCCUGCUGCCAUGACGGAAGAUUUGAAAAAGGAUAUCGCUCUCAUUCGGAGUCGAAAUUACCUGGACCCCAAGCGUUUCUACAAGUCGUCCGACCCGACGGGCAAAUUUGUGCAAGUAGGAACAGUUAUCGAAGGCCCGACAGAAUUUUUCUCGUCGCGAUUGACCAAAAAGCAGCGUAGAGGAAAUUUGGUCGAUGAGAUUAUGGCGGAUCCGGCGAGUGCUGAUUACGCCAAGAACAAAUACAAGCGCAUGCAACAAGAGCAAACAGCUAAAUCCCUCCAGCGCCGUCGAGGUCGACGUGGUGCUCGUAAAUAG